Vitis riparia (riverbank grape) is the source of this 2224-nucleotide messenger RNA. RefSeq names its product protein VASCULAR ASSOCIATED DEATH 1, chloroplastic. Bases 126 to 2045 code for a protein of 639 amino acids. The record is from RefSeq and is a predicted model, not a curated record. Gene Ontology annotation, biological process: negative regulation of programmed cell death. NCBI's taxonomy places the organism in Eukaryota, Viridiplantae, Streptophyta, Magnoliopsida, Vitales, Vitaceae. The transcript is spliced from 18 exons.
CAGCGCGCUUCUUGUCUGUUAUUAGCCUCGUAAAACCCCCCGACUACUCUCUCUAUACGAGUCCACCGUUUUCUCUCUAACAGUCCAACAAUUUUGGACUCAGAAACCCUAGAUCUUUCUUAGUUAUGGAGGUGGCAUCUGAAACGGUGGAGAAGGUUGAGUCCUCUCGAUCCAUGGAACAUUCUCCCUCUAAGUCAUCCUUGGACUCCGCCUCCGAAGCCUCCGAUCAGCCGGAUCGCACCGAUCCAUCCAACGCUUCUCCUAAUCCACUCAAGGAUGUUGAUUUUCUUCAGUCUCCAGCGGCAUUGAAGAGUGAAGAGUAUCGACAGCUGUUCCGUCUUCCACUUGAGGAAGUACUUGUUCAAGAUUUUAAUUGUGCAUUGCAGGAGAGUAUUCUUUUUCAGGGUCAUAUGUAUCUGUUCGUUCGUUAUAUUUGCUUUUAUUCCAACAUAUUUGGGUUUGAGACAAAGAGAAUAAUUCCAUUCCAAGAAGUCACAUGUGUAAAAAGAGCGAAGACAGCGGGGAUUUUUCCUAAUGCAAUAGAAAUUUUAGCUGGGGAAAAGAAGUAUUUCUUUGCAUCUUUCCUAUCUCGUGAUGAAGCUUUCAAGCUCAUUAAUGAUGGGUGGUUGCGACAUAGUGAUGGAGUCAAAGCAAUUUCAGAACAGCAGGAGUCAGUAUCGGAUGGUUGCUUAGAGAAUGGAAUUGUUGCAGAUGAAGAAGUAAAGAGCUCUGAAGAGCCAGUCAAUGAAUUGGAUUCCAUUGACAGGAAUAAAGAUCCUCCGCUUUCUAAAGAUUCUAAGCUUCCAUCCGAUGCCGAAGAUGACAUUGUGCCAAUAACACCUGCAGACCAGCAAGAUAAUGUGGAACAGAAUGUGGAAUCAGUUCCAAUUACUGACUCUUCGUCUUCUGGAAAUAUUUUGACAUGGAAGCAGGAGAAUUCUGUUGCACCUAAGGUACCUGAAUAUUACUGCAAUGUUGCAGAGGCAAAGUUUCCGAUAAAGGUGGAGGAGUUUUUUACUUUCUUUUUUUCGGAUGAUGCUGUGGAUUUUAUUGAAUCAUUUCAUAAAAGAUGUGGAGAUAAAGAGUUCAGGUGCACUUCAUGGUCCCCUCACGACAAAUUUGGGCAUGCCCGUGAUAAGUCAUUUCAACAUCCAAUAAAACUAUAUUUUGGUGCAAAAUUUGGCAGCUGUCGGGAGGCUCAGAAAUUUCGUGUUUACAAAAACAGUCAUUUGAUUAUUGAGACAUCACAAGAAGUCAAUGAUGUACCCUAUGGAGAUUAUUUCACUGUUGAGGGGCUUUGGAAUGUGGAGAGUGAUGGUGAUGAAUCAAAUGGAGGCUGCAUUUUGCGGGUAUAUGUGAAUGUGGCUUUUUCCAAGAAAACCAUGUGGAAAGGGAAAAUAGUGCAGUCCACUGUGGAAGAGUGUCGAGAAGCUUAUGCGAUCUGGAUAUCCCUUGCACAUGAAUUGUUGAAGCAAAAGAACCUUGAAAAACAAGAGGAAAUUCGCAGCACUCGCACUGCUGAGAACAGUCGAGCUCAUUUAGAAAGGCAAGUAGAGAUGGAGGAAACUUCAGAAAGGUCACAUGAGGCAGCCAACUCUUCAAAGAUCCCUCAUAUGUGCGAUUCUAGGGAUGUUAACCAUGGUAAUCUCUUACAAGGAAAUACAGUUACUUCCUUUUCAUCUCUAUUGAGCGAAUGGAUGGUGAAAUUUUCGACUUUGAAAAAUCAAAGACAUCUUCAAUUACUCUUCCUUAUCACCUUUGUUCUGAUCCUCCUCCUGAUGCAGUUAAGCAUAGUUGUGCUGUUAGCCAGACCCCAGAGAGUCCAGGUCAUUUCCCAAGCAGGCUACAUGAGUGGCAUGGACAUCUCGGGUUCAGGUGAAAGAUCGUCGGAAGCGGUCGCAUGGUUGGAGAAGCGGAUUCAUCACCUCAAGGACGAGAUGUUCAUGGUAGAGGCUCGGAUUGAGAGGAUGCGGCGGGAGUACGUACAGUUGAAAGCACAACUGAAAGACCUAGAGCAUCUCCGGCAGCUUAAGAAGACAAUAUAAUAUCAAGCAACUUCAUCACAGAGUAAAUAUUCGUCACACCCACCUCUUUUUGAUUCUUGAUUGUAAAUCAUAUAGCCCUAUGAAUUUCCAAUAUAUUUGAAAUCGGACUCUUUUUUCAUUAACCACAAAUUAAAAUAUCACUUGUGGCGUUACUAAUUUAUUUUUACUAUUUUGGAUAG